AUGGACGCAGCAUCACUUCCUGUCGUUCAGCAGGUCGAGUCUAAUAACCAAGAAAGGCAAGACGAAGUAUCUCCUGCCGGGAGCGGCACAGUGCCGAAACAUGCAAGGUCCGAGGCCACAACACUUAUUACCCUCGACACAGAGAAAGGACCCUACACAUAUAGCGAUGCGGAGCAACAAGUUACCACGUUCGAUCUAGACGACCCAGAACCAGCUCAUGGUCCAAAUGACCCUUUUCCAGAAGGUGGCCUCCAGGCCUGGCUCGUCCUAACCGGUGCUUUCCUCGCGCUCUUUGCCUCAUUUGGCUUCAUGGUAUCCAUUGGUACCAUUCAAGAAUAUCUCCAAAUGCACCAACUCUCGACCUACACGUCCCGUGACAUCGGCUGGAUCCCCUCUGUCUUUGUCUACCUCGCCCUAGGACUGGGCAUUUGGGUUGGCCCACUCUUUGACCGGUACGGACCACGAUGGAUUGCAUUGUCGGGGAGUACAAGCUACGUCAUUAUGGUCUUUCUGUUGGCGCAAUGUAAAAAGUAUUGGCAAUUUCUGCUCUGCCUUGGAUUUUUGGGCGGGAUCGCGGGUGCAACGCUGACUACGACGAGUUUGGCCGUGGUGAGCCACUGGUUUAAGCGGAAGAGAGGGCUCGCGCAUGGGAUUGCGAUGGUGGGAUCGAGCUUCGGCGGUGUGACCAUUCCCCUGAUCCUGAGGGCCACGCUCCCUAAAUAUGGGUAUGCAUGGUCCAUGCGCAUCCUAGGAUUUUUGUUCCUGGGAUGCUUGGCAAUCGCGAAUGUGUUGAUGAAGCCACGCCUGCCGCCAUCUCCUGAAGCAAGGAAACAAGCAAUUAUAUCGUUGGGAUUGUUUGGUGAUUUGAAAUUUACGUUUCUGACGAUCAGUGUAUUUGGGUUCGAAAUCGUCCUGUUUGGCGCCCUGGGUAUUCUCCCCACCUACGCGAACUACGGCGACAAAUUCCCGCCCGACACAGGAUUCUACAUAAUCUCAGUUCUCAACGCCUCGUCGUGUUUCGGACGGAUCAUCCCCGGCUACGUGUCCGACUUCGUGGGCCGCUUCAACACGCUCCUCUUCAUGAUCGUCUUCACGUUGAUCCUCAUGCUCGCUAUCUGGCUCCCGCUGGGCCACACCUCCCUGGCGGCACUGUACGUCUUCGUCGCGCUCUUCGGCUUCGGCACCGGCUCGUGGAUGGCGCUUACACCGGCGUGCAUAGGCCAGCUCUGCGAGGCGGACCAGUUUGGUCGGUUUUACGGCACGUCCUAUUUCAUCGGCAGUCUCGCGGCGCUGGUCUGCAUUCCCAUCAGCGGGGAGCUGGUGGAGGCCGCCGGGCCGGAGAUCAUGGUUGGGUUUAUGUGUGUUGUUGCGGGCGUGUCGUUGGGGACAUUCGUGUUGAGUCGGUGGGCUUGCUUGGGGUGGCGCUGGCGCUGGAUGGCUAAGGUCUAG
Messenger RNA from Cladophialophora psammophila CBS 110553, 1449 nucleotides. RefSeq lists its product as uncharacterized. The transcript has a single exon. Lineage: Eukaryota; Fungi; Ascomycota; Eurotiomycetes; Chaetothyriales; Herpotrichiellaceae. The coding region runs from base 1 to 1449 and encodes 482 amino acids. Gene Ontology annotation, biological process: transmembrane transport. Gene Ontology annotation, molecular function: transmembrane transporter activity. The record is from RefSeq and is a predicted model, not a curated record. Gene Ontology annotation, cellular component: fungal-type vacuole membrane.